Molecule: messenger RNA, 4397 nt
Organism: Hemibagrus wyckioides
Lineage: Eukaryota; Metazoa; Chordata; Actinopteri; Siluriformes; Bagridae
Product: carbohydrate-responsive element-binding protein
Exons: 17
Coding region: 483-3215 (910 amino acids)
Biological process (GO): regulation of transcription by RNA polymerase II
Cellular component (GO): nucleus
Molecular function (GO): DNA-binding transcription factor activity, RNA polymerase II-specific; RNA polymerase II cis-regulatory region sequence-specific DNA binding; protein dimerization activity
Source: RefSeq, a predicted model, not a curated record
CUAUCUAUCUAUCUGUUUGUCUGUUACUCAUUUCUCUUGUAAUGAAGCACUUAAUCCUUCCUCAUUGCUAAAGGCAAUCAGCUUGUUGGUUAUACCUAUUUAAUAUGCAAUAAAAAGUUGGUUUUUUGUUUUUUUUUUUAGAUUCAGUGCACCUUUAAAAGCGACCGGGUCAAUAAAGUCCGACUGACUGACCAGGACAGAGGUUACGGUUUGCAUUAUGCAACUUCAUGCAAUUUGGGAAAAGCACUCAGUUGAAAAGCAGCUUCCAUGUCCAACAGCUCCCUGAAGAUCCUCCGGCCAACUUUUGUGACCUUUGACUCGGAGACACGACAUGCGAUCUGGCGUUACUGUGCGCGCGAGGCGUGGCCCUGUCCGCAGACCCGUCACUUCUAACGGCACCGAACUCCAAAUGGCGGUUUGACGAAUUAAAUAACCGAUUGUGUAAGAGAUCAUACAAUAAAUAAAUAAAUAAAUAAGCGAGGAUGGCAGAGCUGGAGAAGUUUUCCGAGCCUCCGAAAGAGUCCCAGAUCGUUGAUUCGGAGUCAGAUUCGGAGCAGGAUGACGGUUUGACUCACGCGGAAUCUGCCGGUUCCGGCACGAGCUCGGAGACGAUGAGGCGCGUGCAGGUGAUCCACAGCGGACACUUCAUGGUUUCCUCACCGCACAGGGAUCCGGUACCGCGCAGGACAAGUUACUACGACUUCGACACGGUGAACAAGCCGCGCUGCCAGACCUACAGCUUCGGACCGUUCAGCUCCGGUAGACUGAGCAUCGACCCGACACUCACGCGCCUAUUCGAGUGCAUGACACUGGCCUAUAGCGGGAAGAUCGUGUCUCCUAAGUGGAAAUCCUUCAAAGGUCUGAGGCUACUGUGGAGGGAUAAAAUCCGUCUGAAUAAUGGCAUCUGGAGAGCCUGGUUCAUUCAGUAUGUGGAAAAAAGGAAAAAUCCAGUGUGUGGGUUCGUCACUCCGUUGGAGGGCUCUGAAGCAGAUGCUCAUCGUAAACCUGAGGCUAUUGUGCUAGAAGGCAGCUACUGGAAGAGGCGGAUUGAAGUGGUGAUAAAAGAGUAUCACAAAUGGAGGAUUUACUACAAGAAGAGGAAACACAAAGAUCAUGUCCCUGUUCUGCAGACGACGCCCAUCUGCAGGUCUGGCCUGGAGAAAUGGUCCGAUCAGAUGUACCCCGAGCCAGAAGCUUCUCAGGAGGAGGUGCAUAUGUUUGACUUGGACUGCUUUCUGUCAGAUAUCUCAGAUACUCUGUUCACCAUGACCCAGAAGCCAAGCCCUUGGAAUGAGGAACGCCAAAACACCUACACCAGCAACGCCGAUAUGAUACAGCCUGGUUUGACUCCUCUUCAGCCCAGCUUGGACGAUCUGAUGGACAUUCCUGACAUCUUUGCAAGUUACCGUGGUCAUCCUUUGGUACAGAGUGGUUAUACUGACUCUGAAUUAUUCGAGAGUUCAUCCAACGCACUUUUUCCCUCCACCCCACCCACUGUGAUUAAUACACCCCUGAUACACACAGGAUCCCAAAUUACACAGCCCAACAUGACAGUUGAGAGCUUGCCUCAGUCCACCUCAGCAGCAAGCUUACCCUGCCCUGGCUAUCCAAACCGACCUUUGACCCCUGAGAUGCCAUUUGAUACCAGCAGAAUGACCUCCAACCCCAAGUUCAAGAGUCAUUUACAGUACAGCGAUUACCAUCACUCUCCAGCCAGCCUCCACAGCAUGGGCUCAUACGGACAUUCCUACAGCGUCCCUGGCAUUGUCACUGAACCUUCAAACAUAUCCUCUGCCUCUAUGUCUCAGGAGAACCCUUACAUCUACCCAAGCGCCUGUUUGAAAUACAGACAUGCUUCAGGCAACCAAUCAGGGAGUAGCGUCGUAACCACACCCACCGUCAUCACACAUACGGGAUCCAUGAAUGCCAUAGCACAAGAUCCCCAAGAGGGCCAAAGCUAUGCUAUGUUAGACAUGCUGGACUACCAGCAGCCGUCUGUGGCUCCGCCUUUGCCUAGCCAAGCCCACUGCUUCUCUGUGCCACAGCAGGUAGCCAUGGGUUCGGGAAGAGGGAAGCACAAGCAAAAAAUGGGAGGGGGUCGAGGGUUUCCAAUGGCGACGGCUACACCUGUUUCUGUUGCUCCACCCACACAGACUAGCUGCCUGGCCAAGCUCUUAUCCUCCAGCUCUCAAGAAAGAAAACCGACAGUGGGUUUUGAUCCUCCUUUUGUUGGGCUGAAAUGCCAUAGACCAGCUUCUCCCGUCUUAGCAUCCACCAGCAGCAUGCCCGUGGGCCAAAGAGGUUCACAGCUAUCCCAGCAUCCGCCAUGGCCCCCCGCUGAAGUGCCGCUACAGUGCCAGAUGCCCAUGAUGGUACAUUCCAACGUCUCUCACGGCUCCAGUAUCUCAUCUCUCCUCGUCCCCAAAACUGAGAAACUUUCACCGGUCCAAAUCCAGCCACCAGAGAGGACAAGUCUGACAGUAAGUUUUUCAGGAAACUUCGGCCCUACUUCCCCAACCAUCCUGCCAGAGAAAACGUCUGAGGCAUCACACACCUUAUCCGGAAUAACCAAGACAGAGCCUAAUAGGACAGACACGAGGCGAAUCACACACAUAUCUGCCGAGCAGAAGAGGAGGUUUAACAUCAAAUUGGGUUUUGACACUUUACACAGUCUGGUGACAACACUUAGCUCUCAGCCCAGCAUUAAGAUCAGUAAGGCCACUACGCUACAGAAGACAGCUGAGUACAUCAGUAAGAUGCAGCAGGAAAGAGCACAGCUCCACGAAGAAGCCCAGAGACUCAGAGAUGAGAUUCUAGCACUCAACUCUGCCAUCAAUGUGUGUCAGCAGCAGCUCCCUGCCACCGGCGUCCCUAUCACCCGUCAGCGCUUCGAUCAUAUGAGGGAGAGGUUUAGAGAAUAUGUCCGGGCCCAGACACUCCAGAAUUGGAAAUUCUGGAUCUUCAGCGUGAUAAUGGAGCCUCUGUUUGAGACCUAUAACGUCAUGGUGUCCACAGCCAGUGUGGAGGAGAUGUGUCGCACCACGCUUAACUGGCUGGACCAACACUGCUCUCUACCUGCCCUCAGACCCACUGUUCUGAGUUCACUCCGCUUGCUCAGCACCACCACAUCCAUCUUGACAGACCCGAGUCUGGUUCCUGAGCAGGCCACUCAGGCGGUCACUCAGAGACACCUGUCCCACAGCUGCAACCAAUGACAGUGUUUCAUCACUCAUCUCUCUCUCUCUCUCUCUCUCUCUCUCUCUCUCUCUGUCUGUCUCUCUCUCUUUCUCUGUCUCUCUCUCUGUUUCUUCCCCCCCUCCUUCCCUCUCUCCCUCUCUCUCUGCUUAAAUGGCAUGACAAAUAACUGUACAUUUAUAUUGCCAAGGCAUGUACAAAGUAAGCGUGGUGCAAAACCAGGAGAAAUAUUCUAAAAAGAUAAAAUGCUAAUAACUAAUAACACCAGCCGAUAGCUUCUUUCAAUGUUCAUUAAAAGUUGGUAUCCGAGAGACAUACAAACAACAGAUAUAAUGCCUCAGACAAGCACAAGCAACCUUAUAUACAUAUACACUCACUAGUCACUUUAUUAGGAACAUUUGCUCAUUCAUGCAAGUAGUCCUUCAUGUGGCAGUGGUGCAAAGAAUAAAAUCAUGCAGAUACAGGUCAAGAACUUGAGUUAAUCAUUACAUCGAACAUCAGACUGGGGAAAAAUGUGAUCUGAUUGACCAUGGCAUAGGUGUUGAAGCCAAACUGGGUGGAUUGAGUAUUACAGAAACCGAUGAUCUUUUUGUAGGGUUUAAUAAGUGAGGUCAGAGCCUCUGUAGGGAACAGAAAAGCAUGUCAGAAUGCACAAGACAUCAAACCUAACAUGAUGCUUAUCUAAUAUUUUACUUACUCUAGCCUUCCUGACAGCCUGGUUGUUUUGACAUUCAGAAAUGGACACGUAUUUUGUAUUUAAGGUGGACCGUGCUUUACUAUCUUACAAUGACCUCAUAGUGACACUUUCAGGAAACUUGGCCUGAGAAUGUAGCAGCUACUUUAAAAGCUAAGUCUUACUAAAAUACAGGAUCAUCAGUGACUGGUUCUUGAUUACUGAUUAUUAAAACAGGAAUGUCUUAUAGCUUAUAGCUUUGGCUAUUUCUUUAUUAAACUGCGAAUGGUUAAUCUGCCUACUACUUUUCUGCCUUUAUUCCCUGUUAUUCCAUUACAGGUUAUCCUAUCGAUCGUUUGGGAUGAGAAAGAAUAUUUGUAUUCAUGUUUAGUCUUUUAAGAAGGACUAAAGUUUUGUGCCUUGUUAUGUUUGUUACAAUUGUAUUUAACCAAGCUUUUAUGCUCUCAGGUUAUUAAUGUGGUGCAAAUGUAUGACAUACCUGUUGCUCUUUAAAAUAAAGCACCGUUUG